AUGAACGCACAGGGAACUUCCUCUCGUGAAGCUCUUGCUGGAGAUUCCACCGAGCCUUCGAAGGCCGUCCAAACCACCGAACACGAUGUGGAAGACCAGGAGCAGCCCGAUCCCAGUACGCAGUUCAACUCGAAGAGAGCGCUCUGGGGCUAUCUCGUUCUCUGUUUCUCGACUGGACCAACGUCGUCCAUGGUGAACAACUACGUGACUGCUGCUAUCCUCUCCGCUGCCAAUCUACUCGGCCAUGAGGAAGGAUCCAACAAGCCCUGUCCGCGUCGCGGAACCAAUAUCUCGUGUCUGGUCAAGUUUGGCCCCGGAGAGAUUGACUAUAACAGCUACACACUGUAUCUUCGCGCGAUCAGUCGAGCCACCGAAGGCGUUGUGUCCAUCGUCACAGCUGGCAUUGCCGACUACUCCAACUACCGCAAGACGAUGAUGAUGGCGUCCAUCUUACUCUUCGGAGCCCUGGCCUUGCCGUUUGCUGGUCUUACCGGCCAGAACUACAGUCAUCUGACCGCGUUGGCGGUUCUCUACUGUCUGCUCACCACGGUCGGAGGGGUAUACAUGGUCGCUGAAGGCUCGUACAUUCCGAUCUUUAUGCGAUCGACCGGAUGGUUUCGCGAUUCGGUCGUGGCCGGGCAAACAGGAGAGCGAUCCGUCUGGAGCAAGGGCGUUUCCGUCAGUGUGCUGGCGCUUGUCUCAAGCAACGUGGGAGGCCUCACUGCGCUGAUUAUCGGAGUGAUCCUGGUGUAUGGACGCGGAUCGUAUGUGCAGGUCGGCUACUUCAACUAUCUCCUGGCCAUCACUAUCGGGGGUUGCAUCACUAUCCUCUUCGCUUUUCUCGGGCAGUAUCUUCUGCCGUCAGUCCGCGGGAAGGAGAUCGAACGCAAGCAGAACCUGUUGCUGCUCCCGGUCAGGAACUGGAUCCACGUCGUGCGCUGCGCUCCCCGCUAUUCCGAGGCAUUCAAGCUGUGCAUUGGAUGGGUCCUGUGGAACACAGGCUAUUCAAACCAUCUACAGUUGAUCUCGGCGCUCUUUCUGCAGGUCACUGGCUUCACACGCAACUCCGGCGUCUACUCCGUCUGGUCCUUCACCAACGUGAUUUUUGCCUGCAUGGGCAGUCUGAUCUUCAUGUAUUUGUACCCGCGACUACAAGUGCCUGUGAAGAGCUGGGCCUAUGGCUUCUUCCUGGUGAACAUUCUCUGUGUGCUUUGGGGCUGCAUUGGCAUCAGCAACGAGGUCACGAUCGGGUACAAGCAUCAGGCGGAGUUUUGGGUGGAACAGGUGUUGUUCAUGUCGACCAGUAGCGCCCUGCGCGCUUACAAUCGUGCUUUGUACUCGUCGCUGAUCCCCAAGCACUCGGAAGCCCAGUUCUUUGGCCUGGAGAUCACACUGGACCUGGCCACCGGGUGGAUCAAUCCGCUCGUGAUGGGAGUGAUCCAGAAUCGGACACAUAACCUGCGGUUUCCCAUGAUUCCGAAUCUGUUGCUGAUGGUGGUGGGAUUGGGGUUGUACUGGCUGGUGGAUGUGCCCAAGGGAAUCGAACAGGCCAAGGUGCCCUUGGCGCUGUAG
Molecule: messenger RNA, 1572 nt
Organism: Aspergillus clavatus NRRL 1
Lineage: Eukaryota; Fungi; Ascomycota; Eurotiomycetes; Eurotiales; Aspergillaceae
Product: MFS transporter
Exons: 5
Coding region: 1-1572 (523 amino acids)
Biological process (GO): amino acid transmembrane export from vacuole
Source: RefSeq, a predicted model, not a curated record